AUGGCUCCUUUACUUGGAGACGUGAAAGAUGCCUACGUCAAGGACCAGUUCAAGGAACAACAUGACAAACACCUGCAAGAGCAACAGAAACAAGAGAGUCAGAACCAGCAAGAGAGUCAGAGCCAGCAAGAGGGUCAGAGCCAGCAAGAGGGUCAGAGCCAGCUAGAGAGGAGUGAAAUCCAAACAGACAACAGGUCUGGGGAAAAGAUACACAAAUCAAGCGGAUUGGGCUUUCUCAGAGGCAACGAGUCCACACCCACAAUGGACCUAGCAAGAGAGCAGAUAGCAGAGGUUGAUGAACCCAUUAUGGACCAGACAAGAGAGUCGACAGCUGAACUGUAUGACUGGGACCAUAGAUAUGAUGAUCUGAGCCAGAGGAUGGCAGAGGAUGAACCUUUCACGCCCCCCAGACGCAUAUUGAUUGAUGGUCCUAGACCUGAAUGGAGCAAGAAGCGGAACAAGAAGCACAGUCCAAGAUCUGAUGGAGAACAAGUGGAAGGAGAGACGAAUUCUCCAAUUUUCUCUCCUAAAGGCAAACAAGCUGAAAGGUACAACUCGCCAGCAAUCCAAAACUCAGGAGGGUAUGCAAGGAAUUUCUCUCGUCGCUUCGACUACAACCCGCCAGUGUCCCCAAUUCAACACUCAGGAGAGUAUGAAAGGAAUCCCUCGCGUCGCUUGCAAUACAAUUCACCAGAGUCACCACUUCAGAACUCAGGAGAACACACAGAAGAUUCCACUCAUAACUUAGGACAUUACUCAACAGAGCCACCAGCUCUGCACGUAUGGGAGCAUUUGGAGAAACCCGCCCAUAAUACGAAAGGUUACUCACCAGAGCCAGAACCUCCGCACGUGUGGGGGCACUCAAAGGAAGCCACUCAUAAGAUGGAACCCAACUCAGGAGAAUCAUCAUCACCACAGCAGCAGCCAGGAGGAGAGCAAAACCAAGGAAAGAACGCCACCACCCAUAACAACAAAGGCCAUCAUCGACGCCAAUUAGCGCAACAGAUUCCCGACGAACACAGCCUAUAUUCACAAACAGACCUCUUCGACCCCGAUGACAUCCCGCCAGUCCCGCCCAUCCCCGAGAGAUGGAGAGCAGAAUGGGAAAUGCAGCAGAUCCGUAAACGACAAGGGCUGAAGAAUCCUCUCCCGGGCGAGACCCCAGAGCAGGCUGAUCUGAAUCCUCCCACGAAGGCGAUGCGCAUAGCAGCCGCGAGGAAAGAAGCCCGGCAGCUCAACGAGGAGAGGAGAAUAAAGAGGGCUGAGAUGGAUGCCAAAGCGCUGCGGGAGAGAAAGGAGAGGGAAGAUAGAGAGAAGAAGGAGAAGUUAGAAGGCAGAAAGGGCAAAGCUAAGACUAGGAGAGAAGAGCCAGCGAGAAAUGAUUAUCGUCUGCCGAGAUCUCCGGCUUUGUUGAAUCUGUCACGGCUGGAUGGAGAACGAGGUGGAGUCCAGACCACGCCGGCGAUUCCUGCACAACGAUCAAACUUGCCCGCUUCUAUGAGUGAGCAGAGCAAGAGACCUCGGGGCGAAGUGUUCGUAGAGACGGGCAAACCGAGUGGCUCUGAUCUGGGGUUAGGUGAUAUGACGGGAACAUACGUUGAGGAUAUGGCUGAUGAGUCGGAGGUUGCAGCAAUGGAGGCGAAGUAUGAGGGAAGAGCGCGGUACGGGAAAGGCGGGCGUAAUUGAGGUUCGUGGAUUGCUGGAGUGCUUGAGCGGCUACCAAAGUCAUUACGGUUGCUGUGGCAUUUUGCUUCAAGGGAGUCGGGUUUGGUGAUCGACGAA
Messenger RNA from Amorphotheca resinae ATCC 22711, 1782 nucleotides. RefSeq lists its product as hypothetical. The record is from RefSeq and is a predicted model, not a curated record. The coding region runs from base 1 to 1686 and encodes 561 amino acids. NCBI's taxonomy places the organism in Eukaryota, Fungi, Ascomycota, Leotiomycetes, Helotiales, Amorphothecaceae. The transcript has a single exon.